AUGCAAAUGAAGCUUCAAGGUUACAAGAAGAACUACUCCAACGUUAUUCUGAUGAUUGUUUUAACGCACACGAUCGUCAACAUAAUCUGGAGACGUCCACUCAAUGAGCUUAGAUUUCCAGUCGCAUCCACAUCAAUAAACACCGAAGCUGGCAGCGUCGAUAUUCCAGGAACGACAAUGAAGGCGUUGAACGAUAGACCAUGGAAGGUUGAAGGCGACUUUAACAACGAUACGACAGUACUUUCAGAGAUGCGGCAAGCGCACCGAUCAUGCAAUGAAACCACUAUCGUCCUGACUACGAAUUUUAUUCCGACUUCUCCCUCCCUGGCGAUCAUCAACCGCACUAUCCAUUCGAUUAGAAGGCUGAAAGGACUCUGUCCUACCGCACCCCUCAUCAUAUCUGUCGAUGGUCUCAACAAGGAAGCUCGAAGGAUUCACAACAACUCAGAACCGCGACUGGAAGAGUACGUCAAAAGGCUCCGAACCGUCUACAACGAAACGCAUCAGAGAGUUGUGGCGAGCAAUCAUUCAUUGAUGAUUACCGGAACCGUCUAUCAGGCCAUGGAUCUAGUCAAGACGGAGUUCGUUUAUGUCAUACAGCACGACAUGCCAUUUAUUCAGGAUAUUGACCAUACUGCGCUUGUGCGGACCUAUGAUCAAUUUCCUGCGGUGCUUCGUUUGGUGCGAUUCAAUUUGAGACCCAAUAUUCAACGGGGAGAUCUCGAAGGGAAUAAUACAUGCUAUGCCGAAGAAACGCCCGUGAACGAUGUAAAUGGGAUUUCUCUCAUCAAGACAUGGAUCUGGAGUGACAACAACCAUUUCACACGAAAGUCGUACUACGACGAAAUGAAAGAAUUGUUCUACAAAAGACACGGAAGGCUGCCUUUUGCCAUGGAAUGGGUGAUGCGAGUUGAGGGUCAAAAGAACUGCUCUUAUUGGGGGACCUUCUAUUACGGGCCUCAAGGGCAAGCCCCAACAAUUGCCCAUAUGGAUGGCCGUCAAACGACACAGGUAGCGGAGAACGAAGAUUUGCGUCUGCGUCGAUGGAUGCGAUAA
Phaeodactylum tricornutum CCAP 1055/1 is the source of this 1056-nucleotide messenger RNA. RefSeq lists its product with no specific name. NCBI's taxonomy places the organism in Eukaryota, Bacillariophyta, Bacillariophyceae, Surirellales, Neidiaceae. The record is from RefSeq and is a predicted model, not a curated record. The coding region runs from base 1 to 1056 and encodes 351 amino acids. The transcript is spliced from 2 exons.